This is a messenger RNA of Gossypium arboreum, 4880 nucleotides long. Its product is annotated as MDIS1-interacting receptor like kinase 2-like. The record is from RefSeq and is a predicted model, not a curated record. Bases 1521 to 4601 code for a protein of 1026 amino acids. Gene Ontology annotation, biological process: protein phosphorylation. The transcript has 2 exons. NCBI's taxonomy places the organism in Eukaryota, Viridiplantae, Streptophyta, Magnoliopsida, Malvales, Malvaceae. Gene Ontology annotation, molecular function: protein kinase activity; protein binding; ATP binding.
AAACCUGCUUUCUAGAUGAGUAUCAUGUUUUUGCCCCAAUCCAUUUUUUUCCUAAAAAAAUUGACUCCUCCAUGCGGACACAAGACUUCAGUUAGCCCAGCACAUUACACGCGCUCCGCGUCAAGAGUCGCUUGUCUAACCUUUUUCUUUUUAUUCUUUUUGAAUUUCAUUUGGGGUUCUUUUCACUUUUUUGUUUAACCUUUAGACAAUUUCAGAUUAACUUUUUUUCCUUCAAUGGGUUGCUUUUAAUUUUGUUAAAAUUCGAAACUUUGUAUUUUGUUUUUCUCCAGAUUAAGAUUUGGACAUGGAUUUGAGUUUUAGCAGUUAUUAUUUUGCCCAAAUUAUAGGGUUUGUCCAAACCCUUCCAUGAUGUUUGAACUUCUUUGGUACAAUCCUAUCCCAAAUCAAUCAACUCAUUCUUCACUCAAUGGGUUGUCAGAACAAAAUCACACACGAAAUUAUACAUUUCAAGAUACGUAAUGAUUGGUUUCAUGAAGAAAUGAUUAAACACUUAAAACUAAUGAAUGAUUUCAUUCACCAAAAUUAGGGGAAAAAGCCUUUGACUGCUUUAGGUAUAAUCUUCAUCUGCAACAAGUUGAUGGAUACAUCUCAAAUCUCAAUUUCAGUGUUGAAAGUACAAGGGCUUUUACACGGUGGGAUUGUUAGAGAUGAUGAAGGUAUUCAUCACUGUUGCAUUGUUAGUUGGUUGCGAAUUUUGGCUUGAUUUUGGCGUCCACAAUAUGUUCGUCAUUUGUCCUCUUAGAAUAACUUUUAGUUCUGGUUAUCUUAGUUCUCCUUAUUUGAGUUACUUAUUUAGAUGAACUCUUUAAGAACACUGAAUUCUUUGAAACAUAAUUAAUUUUGCCUUUCUUUUUUAACAAAAAAUCAGCUGCUUCAAAGGAGGAAAUAGGGCUAAAAUCUUGAAAAUAAGACAUGGUUCUUGGAAGUAACAUAGAUUUUGUUUCAAUUAUAGUUAGAAUAAUAUAGUCAGUUUCACAUAUGCUCUAUUUCAAUCUGCGUACAGAAGGGUUUGGUCUGAACUCUGAGAUGCUAUUGCUGUGGAGCCAAAAGAUAGGGAGAUAAAAGCUUAUUGCCUGUGUGAAUGUCCAAGUCAGAAGGAGUCUACCAUAAGUACAGAACAAAAGUUGCCAAACGAAAUUAACGAAAUAAUAUAAACUAAUAGAAUGAAAAGACUUGAGAGGGAUAAAUUUAUGUAACUACACUGAUAGAAUGAAAAGACUUGAGAGGGAUAAAUUUAUGUAACUACACUGAAUCCAUUUUUCCACAUCUCCAGUUUGUAGUCUUAUAUGACAUUUGUCUUCUUGACACUAAAUGGGCCAACGUAUAUUACUAUAAUACAAAGACCUAAAACUCUGGAGUGAAAAAUUGGUGAAAGACUUGUAGUUUUUUUAUUUGAGGGUUGAAAGACUUAAUACUUAGUUUGAUCGUACAGGCUACUUCAAUUAACCUAUAUAUAACCGUCAUAUCAUGGCUGUUACUUGCAUGCAGAACAUUUGUUAAUGAUGAAGAGUUUCACUGUGCUUGCUCCCUUACUUUUGUGUGUUACUUUACUAUUUUCUUCUCUUAAUGAUGCUUCUGAUUCUGCAGCAGAAGCAUUGGCAAUUCUCAAAUGGAAAGCCAGCCUUCAAAGCCAAAACCAUUCUGUUUUGCUUUCCUGGAAUACGUCCAACAAUCCAAAUACCAAAACAAGUCCUUGUGCUUGGUUUGGAAUCCAUUGCAACCAUGCUGACAGUGUUACUAAGAUUAACCUCACUGGCUAUGGUGUAAAAGGUACGCUCCAUUCAUUUCCAUUCUCAUCUUUGCCUAAUCUUGCAGAGUUGGACCUUAGCAUCAAUGAACUUUAUGGCAUAAUCCCACAUAAUAUCAGGCAGCUCUCCAAACUAACCUACCUUGAUUUAUCCUAUAACCAGUUCUCUGGGCAAAUCCCACCUGAAAUUAGCCGCCUUGUACAUCUUCAGACCCUUCACCUUGCUGGAAAUCAGUUGAACGGCUCAAUUCCUCAAGGACUUGGUCAGCUCAAAUUUCUCACUGACCUUGCCUUGUGUAGCAACAAGCUAAAUGGUUCCAUUCCUGCUUCUCUCGGUAAACUAAGUCGACUUCUUUCCUUAGUUCUCUUUGAUAAUUCCCUUUCCGGACCCAUUCCUCCAGAAUUGGGAAACCUUAGGAAUUUGGUUGAAGUUUACCUGGACACCAACCGUCUAACUGGUCCAAUCCCUUCCACGUUUGGAAACUUGAGAAAACUGAGCGUGCUUCACAUGUUUAACAAUAGUCUUUCAGGUUCCAUCCCCUCUGAGUUAGGGAAUAUGGAAUCUCUUUCUGAAAUAAGCCUUUAUCACAACAAUCUAUCUGGCUUGAUCCCAACCUCAUUUGGUGACUUGAGACAUCUUACACUUGCCCACCUUUAUGAAAAUCAACUCUCUGGUCCCAUUCCUGAGGAGUUAGGAAACUUGAAUUCUCUUGUUGACCUAGAGUUGAGUGAAAACCAACUCAAUGGCUCUAUUCCUGCUUCACUUGGCAGUUUGAGCAACUUGGAAAUUCUGCAUGUCCGAGACAACCGACUCUCAGGUUCCAUUCCUAAUGAAAUCGGAAACUUGAUGAAGUUGAUUGUGUUAGAACUAGACCACAACAAUCUGACAGGAAAUUUGCCACAAGGCAUUUGCCGUGGUGGAUCACUUGAAUACUUCACAGCAAAUGACAACCAGCUUACCGGGCCAAUCCCUCAAGGGUUGAAAAAUUGCACUACCUUGAAGAGAGUCUACCUUGAAAGAAACCGACUCAGAGGAAAUAUAUCUGAAGAUUUAGGCGUUUACCCAAACCUAACAUUCAUUGAAUUAAGUGACAAUGAACUUUUUGGUGAAGUGUCUUCCAAUUGGGGAUUGUGCAGAAGCUUACAGAGCCUAUCUAUUGCAAGGAACAAUCUCAGUGGUACAAUACCAGCUGAGAUUGGAAACUCACGUCAGAUACACAGGCUUGAUCUUUCUUCAAAUCAUUUAGUUGGGGAGAUUCCAAAGAAAAUUUCAAAGUUGACAUCUUUGCUUUAUCUUUAUUUGAAUGGGAAUAAACUUUCUGGGAGUCUACCCCUGGAACUAGGACUUAUGUCCAAGCUUUUGUAUCUAGACUUGUCUGCAAACCAAUUGAGCAACUUCAUCCCUGAAACUAUAGGGAAUCUGUCCAUGUCAUUCUACUUGAAUUUCAGCGUGAAUCGGUUUAGCCAAAGAAUUCCAAUUCAAGUAGGCAAGUUAACUAGUCUGGUUCAGCUAGAUUUGAGUCACAACAUGCUUUCAGGGGAGAUUCCAGGGGAACUUCAAAGUUUGCGGAGCUUGGAGACACUAAACCUUUCUCACAACAAUCUCUCUGGUGAAAUCCCAUCCUCUUUGGAGAAGCUCCGAGGCCUGUACACUGUUGACAUUUCAUAUAAUGAACUCCAGGGUCCCAUUCCCAACUGCCAAGCAUUUCUAAAUGCUUCAGUACAAGAAUUGGAAGGGAACAAAGGAUUAUGUGGCAAUGCUAGUGGAUUACCGCCUUGCACACCUUUUUCAAAAAAGGGUCACAACAACAACAAAACCCUUUUAGUAGUUAUAUUCUCUCUUUUAUCAGUGUCUGGUCUCUCGAUUUCAUCAAUUGCUUUGUUUUUUGCCUUCAAGAAGAGGAAGAAAGAUGCAGAUGAAGGAAGACAAAGCAAUGCAAGUGAUGAGAUAUUUUUCUCAAUAUCUUUCUUUAAUGGAAGAAAAUUGUAUGAAGAGAUCAUUAGAGCUACCAAAGAUUUUGAUGCUCAAUAUUGCAUUGGGAAGGGAGGAUAUGGAAACGUAUACAAAGCAGAGCUGUCAUCAGGAGAUGUUGUAGCUGUGAAGAAAUUCCAUCUGUUGCAUACCAGUGAAAUGGCAGAUCAAAGACAGUUCCUAAAUGAGGUUAGGGCACUGGUAGAAACAAGACACAGAAAUAUUGUGAAGUUCUACGGUUUUUGUUCCUCUGCAGGUCAUUCCUUUUUAGUAUACAAGUACCUUGAAAGGGGUAGCUUGGCUUCUGUUCUCAGGAAGAAUGAAGAAUCUAAGAAAUUGGACUGGAACAAGAGGGUGAAUAUUGUCAAAGGUGUUGUUAAUGCCCUCUCCUAUUUGCACCACGACUGUUCACCACCCAUUGUUCAUCGAGAUAUAACAAGCAACAACAUUUUGCUUGAUUUGGAGUAUGAAGCUCACCUUUCAGACUUUGGCACUGCUAAGCUUCUCAAUCCAGACUCAUCCAAUUGGAGUAAUAUUGCUGGAACAUAUGGAUACAUUGCACCAGAGCUUUCCUACACCAUGCAAGUUACUGAAAAAUGUGAUGUGUAUAGUUUUGGUGUUCUGGCAUUGGAAUUGAUAUCCGGGGCAUAUCCAGGUGAAUUUCUCUCUAAUCUAUCGAUUUUAACAGCAGAAAGCACUCCACUAAACAAUGUGUUGGAUCAAAGGCUUUCGCCUCCACUGCCAGAAGUUGUGAACAAACUCGUAUUCAUCCUGAAGCUGUCUGUUUCAUGUUUAGAUAACAAUCCAAAAUCUAGGCCAACCAUGCACACUGUUUCUCAGCUGGUGUUCGACCACAUCUAGUCCCAUGUAGGACCCUUUGAUCUUCAUCUAAGAUACCACCUUGGAAAUGUUUGGUAUUGCUCUAAUGUUGUUUCUUUAGCUUUUUUGUAAUAAUCAUGGGUGAGUGAAUUAACAUUUUUAUACCCUUAAUUACCUUUUCCAUGAAAAUUGCUACUAGCUUGUCGGUAGUGCAACAAGAGUUGUUUCGGAUAUUUGUCUGUAACAGUUUAUCAUAAAUUGUAUUCUAGUCUUAUCUUUUCAAAGGUUUCACCCUCUAAUAUUAACUGGGUCGUUCAAAGA